Molecule: messenger RNA, 1506 nt
Organism: Linum trigynum
Lineage: Eukaryota; Viridiplantae; Streptophyta; Magnoliopsida; Malpighiales; Linaceae
Source: the annotation of a GenBank genome assembly
AUGGCUCUUGCUCUCAAACUAGUACCGAUUUUGGUGCUUACCUACGUGUUGGCAGCGAACAGCUAUGCUGUUGAAAAUGGUUUCAGCCAGUGUGAAAAUGUUGUCAAGAAGUGGAGCACCUCAGCUCUUGAACAAGAAGCUAAGGAGGACAAGCAUACACUUCGAGAUUUAUUGUUUUUUCUUCAUAUCCCAAGAACUGGAGGGCGAACAUACUUUCACUGUUUCUUGAGAAAGUUGUACUCUGGCUCAGAUGAAUGUCCCCGUUCUUAUGAUAAGUUACGGUUUGACCCAAGCAAACAAAAGUGCAGGCUAUUGGUUACUCAUGAUGACUAUAGCAUGAUUUCUAAGCUUCCUAAGGAGAAAACUUCUAUGGUGACCAUACUCAGGAAUCCAGUUGACCGGGUCUUUAGUGCUUAUGAGUUUUCAGUUGAAGUAGCUGCCAGGUUUUUGGUGCAUCCUAACCUAACGUCUGCAACUAAAAUGUCUGGUCGCUUGCGGUCUAAUUCCUCUGGAAUUAGUACAUUGGAUAUAUGGCCCUGGAAAUACUUGGUUCCAUGGAUGAGAGAGGACCUGUUUUCUAGGAGGGAUGCAAGAAGGCAUAGAGGCUCAGAUAGAGUUGAGAGCAAUAACCCAUAUAGCAUGCAGGAGAUUGUGAUGCCAUUACUCCGUUAUAUAAAUGACCCUAUAGCUCGUGAUAUUGUUCACAAUGGAGCAACUUUUCAGAUUGCAGGAAUAACUAACAACUCCUACUUUCCAGAAGCACAUGAAGUGCGUCACUGUGUACAGAGAUACAAGGUCCUUGGAGAUUAUGUUCUUCAAGUUGCAAAGAAGAGGCUGGAUGAUAUGUUGUAUGUUGGUCUCACCGAGGACCACAAAGAAUCUGCUACCAUGUUUGCAAAUGUGGUUGGAGCACAGGUGAUAUCCCAGACAUUAUCAUCAUCAUUAAAUGCUUCCACCAAGUGGAAACCGGCUAAUCACAAAACAGGUCGUGGCUCUUUAAUCUCAGUUCCAGAGGCUGACCACGAGGAGCAUCAAGUGGGGCAGGCCAACACCACAGUUCAUUCCACAGAGAAUAUAAGUGACAAUAGAGAAAAUAUGACGGUGAAGAAACUAAUGGGGUCUUAUGAAGACUGCAUAAAGAGUUUAAGGAAGACACAGUCGCGCCGUCGAACUAGCUCUCUGAAGAGGAUUGCUCCUGCAAACUUCUCCAAGGCGGACCGACUGAAGGUUCCUGAGGUGGUGCUCGAGGAGAUCAGAUCUCUUAACCACCUAGAUGUGGAUCUUUAUGAAUAUGCUCGCAGCAUCUUCACUAACCAACACCAAAAGAGCCUGUUGCAACCAUAUGACACCACUGAAGGCCUGGGAAGCAUUUUCAGCAGCUAUUCAUCAGAGGAAGGAAUAAUGUCGUUGAGAUUACUGUCAUUGGGCAUGUUUGUGGCCUUGUUCCUUCUGGUCAUGCUUGUAUGUGUAAACGCCAGAAGGAAAAUAUCCAAAGUUAAAAUAUAA